Molecule: messenger RNA, 2094 nt
Organism: Sabethes cyaneus
Lineage: Eukaryota; Metazoa; Arthropoda; Insecta; Diptera; Culicidae
Exons: 3
Coding region: 1-2094 (697 amino acids)
Molecular function (GO): catalytic activity
Source: RefSeq, a predicted model, not a curated record
AUGAUCCUCAGGAGUGAAAAGCGCCGAAUGGAGGACAGAGAUCGUGAAGAAUUUGAAGAAUUCGAGCAACUAUUCCGUACUAAUGACUCGCGCAAGUCUUACGAGAAGCAUGAUGUCACCUAUGAAAAUGGAAUCCGGAUAGCCUAUCAGAAUGUGCGCGGCCUGCGGACAAAAAUCGACGAGCUCUUCUUGUCAACCUGUGAGUGCAAUCUAGACAUCAUCAUCUUAACGGAAACCGGCUUAGAUGACCGAAUUAACUCGUUGCAACUUUUUGGUUCUUCAUUCAACGUUUUUCGUUGCGAUCGUAAUCCAUGCAACAGCGACAAAUCCAGCUUUGGUGGAGUGUUGAUUGCGGUUGCGCAGUGCCACCCUAGCGCAAUUAUCGAGACUGUGAAUGGGAAAAAUCUGGAGCAAAUUUCUGUGAAGGCUACUGUUAGAGGAACGACUAUUCUGCUGUGCGGCGUGUAUAUACCACCAAAUCGGAGCCAAAAUAUCGAUGUCGUUGAGAUACAUAUGUCUACCGUUGGCGAGCUGCUUAGUAAAUGUGCAGAUAAGGACGUUUUGCUGAUUUGUGGUGAUUUUAAUCAACCACGACUUGUAUGGGAUGUAAAUUCGGUGGCUGCUUCUGCUCAUCUCCCAGCAGCCGGUGCGGCGUUGAGAGACGGUAUGGAUUUUUUCAACUUAAAUCAAAUCAAUUUCCAAACAAAUCACUUAGGACGCACGCUGGAUUUGGUGUUCUGCUCUCCCGACCACCGAUCGUUGGUUGAAGGCAGCAUCACUCCGCUCCUCCCUGUCGAUCCUCACCAUCCGCCUCUUACCAUAACAGUACCUACUGCCCGCAAUAACAGCGCUGCUUUUACUCGUGUAGGUAACGAUAACGAGAAAAGAUCGUUAAAUUAUCGUAAGAUUGAUUUCGUUGCUUUGAGUGAUUACUUAUCGAGCUAUGAUUGGGGAAUCUUGCACGAUUACUCUGAUGUUAGCGACAUGACUGCGACCUUCUGCGACAUCAUCGAGCAGUGGUUAAAUUUGAAUCUGCCUUUUUUGAAGCCUCGCAAUUCACCUGCGUGGAGUACCGUUCGUUUGCGUGAACUAAAGCGGCUAAAGAACAAUUCUCAGCGCAAAUAUCGUCGGUUGAAAACCACUGCAACGAGGCAGCGCUUCAAACGUCAUAGUGAUGAUUACCGUCGCCUGAAUAGUGCACUGUACAAAUCUUACGUUUUACGCGUACAGACCGACCUUCGUAAGAAUCCAAAAAAUUUUUGGAACUUCGUCAAUUCCAAAAGGAAAUGCUCUUCGGUACCUUUAAAUGUCUGUUUGGAUGGUACUGAGGCGAUAUCAGAAUCGGAUUCGUGCGAACUUUUUGCACAAUUUUUUGCUUCUGUUUUUGCCGAUCGAAUUGCUUCCGACUCAGAAGCCGAGAUUGCAGCAGCGGAUGUGCCAGCCAGUUUAGUUGACUUGACUGUUUUUGAAGUAACCACCGACAUGUUUUUGGCAGCUGCAAAGAAACUAAAACGAUCAUACUCGGCGGGUCCCGAUGGAAUUCCUGCUGUCGUUUUUAAUAAAUGUGCUAAUGCGCUGGCAGACCCACUGUGUCUAAUUUUCAACAAGUCAUUUGCACAAGGAAAAUUCCCCGAAAUAUGGAAGCAGUCUUUUAUGUUUCCGGUGUUUAAAUCUGGGGACCGGCAGAACGUCAGGAAUUACCGUGGCAUCACUAGCCUAUCGGCUGGCUCUAAACUAUUUGAGAUUAUAGUUAGCGGCGUCAUUCAUUCCCGGACGAAGAAUUACAUCUCUACUUCCCAACAUGGAUUCGUGCCGGGUCGCUCUGUAUGUACCAAUUUACUGGAGUUUACUUCAUCGUGUAUCUCGAAAAUGGAACAGAAAGCACAAAUUGAUGUCAUUUACACUGAUCUAAAAGCCGCCUUUGAUCGUAUCGAUCAUGUCCGGCGUACAUUGCCUCCUUCGUCCCAAGGAUUCCAGUUCAAUAAUGUAAAGGCUGUCUGGGAAGGUUUGGAGUUGGCUGCUUUUGUCGAAGAUCGUUUUUCUCGUUGUAAUGCCCGCUCGCCGGGUUACACCUUCAAGAAAGAUAUUGAAUAG